Messenger RNA from Paramuricea clavata, 2501 nucleotides. NCBI's taxonomy places the organism in Eukaryota, Metazoa, Cnidaria, Anthozoa, Malacalcyonacea, Plexauridae. The record is from the annotation of a GenBank genome assembly.
AUGGCUAUAGCCGCUCGUCGUGUUAAUAACGAAAUAACAAAUUUAUGUGCCACUUCCAACCCAUCAAUUCUGCGCAAAACGUCCAAAGAAGAUUUCGUUAAAUUUUCUUGGGAGAAUAUUCAUAAAGAAUUGAAAGAAAGAGCGCCGAUGUUCAUGCGCUUUAUUGAAGCUUCUGCCCAGAACCCUUCCCAGGCAAAAAAUGUAAACAAAAAGGACGAUAACCUCAUACCACCUAUGUGUGACGCUGCUUCUCAACUGAUCUCCAUUUUUAGCGAAGGAAUGUGUGCUACCAGAAGAAUAAAGAGCGUAAUUCUUAAGAAGAACGGGCUGAAGAAAAUCGGUUUCCAAAGAUUGGCUCGAUUAUACGCGUGUAUGGGGUACAAGUCAACUAACAAAAUGUUCGAAACUUUUGCCAAAGAUUUUGACAUCAAAUUAUUGACAUGGAAAGAACAGGUAGAGAAAGAUGUGAAAAAAGAAAGGGAAAUUUUGUCAAAGUUGAGUGAGCUGGAUCCGAAUGCUGAAGAAGAGAUUAUUUCGGAAGCCAAUAAGCUUCAAAAACACCGAGAGAGUAUGCAUCCGUCGUACUCAUUCGCAGGCGAUAAUGCGGACUUUAUUAUAAAGCCCAGACAAAUGAUGAAAUCUAAACAGAACAAAGACUUCCAUAUGUUUCAGAACGUUGCAUACGAAAACAGGAUUUCACCUAACAAUCUAAGCGAUGAUCAGCCCAUUGUCGACGUAGGCAAAAUAUCAUGGUUAACCUUUCUUCCAAGUGCAAUGGAACAAACAAGUUUAGCUGAAGAAAUCACUGUUAUGGUAUGUCAACUAUGGGCGAAGUACAUUCCUGCUUUGAGUUGGUUCAAUGAUUAUGUUCCUACACACAUUCCUCACAAGCACAUGGAAGAUGUUAAGAAGAAGACAAACAAGGUAAAUGAUAGUAAUUCAUACGCAUUUCUGAUUAACGCAUUGCUGAGAAUAUAAAUAAUGGUUACAUUAUUUAUAUUCUUUAAAGGUGAUCUACAGUCCGUAUGUAAACAAAGCCUUUGUUUACAUUUUUGCGUCCAAAAUAUUGAGCUUUAUUCGACAACUAUUUAUAUUUUCAAGCUUCUAGAGUAUAAUAAAUGAUCAAGAAACAACAAUCAGGCUUUGAAGAACCCAAAACAUAGUUAAACUGUUUGUAUCAUAAAAAGUGGGCUCCUUUGUGCACAUGCGCAGAUUGGACUGUAGGUCACCUUUAAAAAAAUUGCCCUGGAUUUUGAGACUUGUCCCAGGAAUGCAAAAAUGCAGGCCAUAUAUAUACCCCUCCAACCCAAAUAAGAAAUUGCUUACAACAGCACUGGGGUACAAGGCAUAUUUUAAUGAUUUAGCAGUGGGGGGCCAUAACUGAAGCCAAGCACCGAAAGCACAAGCCUUCCAUGGGGGUCCGGGGGGGGGGGUCCUUCCCGCGAAAUUUUGAAAUCUGGAGUCUCUGAAAUUGCCAUUUCAUGCAUUUUUGGGAGGCGAUUUUAAAUAAUUCUGAAUACUAAAAAAGUGAAUGUUUUAUUUCAAUAAAAUUUUUUAUUAACUUAUACAUAUGAUAUAGCAUCUGAGUCAAUUCCAUUUUGUGGACAUUACAAUCAGAGACAGAGGCCAAAAAUUAAAAUAAUAAUUUGCAUUACUUCUUGUAUAUAUUAAAAUAUAGUCAUUUUGUGUUUUUAAUUAAAACUUAAUUUCAAACCAUAAAAGUCAUAAAAGCAUUAAUAUUUCAUCAAAUACAUACAAAGUCAUACCAUUCACACUGUAACGAUCCAAUGUAUUAUUGUCUGAGGUAACAGUUUAAAUGCAAUAAUAUGUUAAAAGGGCCCAGGGAGUGGGGGCAAUUUUGUGUGAGUGGCCCGGCCAAAUUGCCCCCCCCCCCAGUAUAUAUGUUAAAAUAUGCCUUCCUGGGGUAUAUACAACUAUUUUAAUACAAUUGUUUGCAACAGGUACAUUUAGGUGUUCUUCGGGAAAACGAGCAAUACGAGGAAGAUAUGAUAGACAUAUUGGAGUGGAUUCACAAAUAUGUUCCAGGCCAUUCAGAUAAGGAUGAUCAACCUGGUACUUUAGUAAAAGUAUUAAAUGGCGGUGAUUACCUUACUCAUGAGCGGAACAAAUCAGCACAAUCAGCAAUGCAAGAUGGAAGAACACCAUCUGCAAAACUACUUGGUCUAGUAAGCAAGUUUGAAGAUUUCCACACUCAAUGCGAAUGGUUAAAGGUACAGUAUAAAUAUUAACCAUUAGCUCGCAAUAGCCCAAACACCCAUAUUUUAGCAUUCAAUUACUCUGUCUAACACCAGACAAUGUUACCCACUUGUUGAAGAGUGUUAACAGUGCCUCUUGUUAAACCAUUAUCUUUAAAUGAGCCCAAAUGUUCACAUUUAGCACCUUUGCUUUGUCUAUUACCAGACAAAUUAACUUCAGCAGAAGAAUAAUGCAAGUAUAUAAUUAGAAAUAAUUUUAAUCUUUGUCAUAUGUAGUCUUUAUGA